Molecule: messenger RNA, 1338 nt
Organism: Fundulus heteroclitus (mummichog)
Lineage: Eukaryota; Metazoa; Chordata; Actinopteri; Cyprinodontiformes; Fundulidae
Gene: stx6
Product: syntaxin 6
Exons: 8
Coding region: 157-918 (253 amino acids)
Biological process (GO): vesicle fusion; intracellular protein transport; Golgi vesicle transport
Cellular component (GO): endomembrane system; synaptic vesicle membrane; SNARE complex
Molecular function (GO): SNARE binding; SNAP receptor activity
Source: RefSeq, a predicted model, not a curated record
UGACAUCAUUGCGUUGGUUUCCGUUGCUACAUGUAAACAAAGCGCAGGUAGCUGCUGCGAGUUCGGUGACGGGAACCGAGCCGUAAUCAGAACCGAGCUGAAUCAGUGGAUCCGGACCGGAGAGUCUGAGGGAUGGAGUGAACCAGAACCGCCAGCAUGUCCAUGGAAGACCCGUUCUUCGUCGUUAAAGGGGAGGUGGAGAAGGCGGUGCACGCCGCUCAGAGCCUCCAUCACCGCUGGAGUGAGCUGCUGCAGGAAGGGGGCGGAGCCUCGAAAGAGGAAGUAGACUGGACGACCAAUGAGCUGAGGAACAGCCUCCGCUCCAUUGAGUGGGACCUGGAGGACCUUGAUGAGACCAUCAGCAUCGUGGAGUCAAACCCAAAGAAGUUCAACUUAGAUGCGGCUGAACUGACGAAGAGGAAAGCCUUCAUCAUCUCCACCCGGCGCACUGUCAAGGAAAUGAAAGAACAGAUGUUGAGUCCAGCAGCUGCUGGUCCUGACAGACUCAACCAACAGGUUCUGCUCAGUGACACUCAGGGUCCAAUCUGGCAGCCUGGUGCUGAUAAAUACACCCCACUGGACCGCCAGCUGCAGAGCGCCAACUCUCAGUUCAUCGGCGGGCAGCAGCUGCAGCAACAGCUUAUUGCAGAGAAACAGGACGAACAGUUGGAGCUGGUGUCCGGAACCAUCGGGGUUCUGAAGAACAUGUCGGAGCGGAUCGGCAUGGAGCUGGACGAACAGGCUGUGAUGUUGGACGACUUUGGGAAUGAGAUGGACAACACUCAGUCACGCCUGGACACCGUGAUGAAAAAACUGGCUAAAGUGUCACACAUGACCAGCGAUCGCCGUCAGUGGUGUGCGAUUGGGGUGUUGCUCCUGAUCCUGCUGGUCAUCAUCAUCCUCUUCUUCAUCCUCUGACUGAAGCCCAGCACCGACCCGAACAGCUGAUCUCCACCUGAUUCUGGACCCGACCCGUCUGAUCCUAAAUCCUCCUGCUGCAAUUUCUGUUGACAGUUUGAACUUUAUUUCGGAGCUCAGCGAAAGCAGAACCUUUUCAGUUUAUUUUUGUUUUAUUUAAUAGUGUGAAAAGUUACUAUUACAGCCACUUUAACCAGUAUAUGCGAUUCAAUGCAGCCUGUGACUAAAUCUGAUCACAGAUUAGUUAGGUUUAUUUAACCAUGGAGAAGAGUUUGUCCAAAUGAUUUCAUCCGUACAGAAACUUUCAUCCCCACACGGUCAGCCGAGGAGGAGGAGGAGGAGGAGGAGGAAGCAGCUUGAUCUGGUUCUGAGCCCAAACGCCUCUCUUAUUUCCUCCUGGGGCUAAAUUCCAGGAAACUG